AUGAAGCACAUUCGCUGUUCCGGGACACCAUAUGAGAUUGGUCAGCAACAUGGUCGCGAGGCCAAGGACGAAAUCAGCGGCAGUAUCGCCUUCUACUCGGCAUUUUUCAAGUCACGAACAAAGCUGUCAUGGCCGGAAGUGCGUGAUGUAGGACGAGGCUUUCUGCCGUUCCUGGAAUCGUCCUAUCCCGAAUAUGUCGAGGAGAUGCAAGGAGUGGCCGAUGGGUCUGGAAAGGAUCUCGAGUCCAUCAUCGCCUUGAACGUUCGCACGGAGAUCGCUUAUGGGAUGCUGAGUGAUGGAUGUACAGCCUUGUCCUGGAAGACUUCUGACUCGAGUUUCCUGGCACAGAAUUGGGACUGGAAUUUCGAGCAGACUCCUAAUAUCAUCAGUUUGCAUAUUGACCAGGGAGGAUCCAAGCCGACCAUUCACAUGAUGACAGAGGCAGGUCUGAUCGGGAAAAUUGGAUUGAAUUCGGCUGGAGUGGGUGUUACUCUCAAUGCGAUUCAAGCACCGGGAGUAUCAUACAGCAAGAUCCCAUGUCAUCUUGCACUCCGCACAGUGUUGAACAGUUCUUCCAGAGCAGAGGCUGAAAACGCUUUGCGAAAGUUUGGGGUGGCAUCAGCUUGUCAUAUCACUAUUGCAGAUGGCACCACUGGGGCCAAUGGUUUUGAAUGCACGGCUUUCGAUAUCGUGGAGAUGCCACAGAACUCAGAUGGAAUUUGCACACACACGAAUCAUUUGGUGGAAUCACAUAAAGUGGAAGGUACCCUGUUCUUGAACGACUCGCCGGUCCGACUGGAUCGAAUCCGAGAAUUGAUCAAACGCAUGGACAAGCCGACAGCUCAAAACAUCGGGGAAGCUUUGAAGGACGAGCAGAAUUUCCCAGUGGCAAUCAAUCGAGCGGUAGGAGAGAAGAGUACCAGCCAGACAUUGUUUUCUAUCGUUAUGGAUCUUCAAGCAGGCUCCGCGAAAGUCAAGAUGGGUCGACCCACGGAGGCCGGAGAAGUCUUUGAAUUGAAGCCAUGA
Molecule: messenger RNA, 1026 nt
Organism: Exophiala bonariae
Lineage: Eukaryota; Fungi; Ascomycota; Eurotiomycetes; Chaetothyriales; Herpotrichiellaceae
Exons: 2
Coding region: 1-1026 (341 amino acids)
Source: RefSeq, a predicted model, not a curated record